ACACGCGUUCUGAUUGGACGGUUUUGGUUUUUAACUUUGCCGUCCGUGCGCGCGUGGCUGAAAUGAAAACUCGACGAUGCGCUCGUGCUAGGCUCGUGUUUGCACAGAGCGACUGUAACUUUAUGGGCCCCGAACGGCUCGAGCAUGAAAAGCGAGGACGUGACUUCUUCGCACGACAUGCAGAGCCCGAAGCCUGGAGCCGCGGUGCUUCCGUUUAGCGUGGAGGCGCUCAUGGCGGACCGGACACCGAGCCGGACUGACAAAACUGCCGUGUCGCGCGCACUCUGGUGCGAGGACGCAUCCUCCUUCUCUUUCUCCUACUCGGUUGUGCGCGAGGGAGAUGCGCCACUGGAGGCGAAGAGCCCUGAGCGCGCGGACCGGAGCUCGUGGACGGAGAAUUCUCGUUUCUCCCCUCCUCCUCCAAGGCGGCUCAGUCCUCCCGCGUGUCCCCUGAGGAAACACAAGACCAACCGGAAGCCACGCACCCCGUUCACCACGUCCCAGCUGCUUGCACUGGAGCGGAAGUUCCGGCAGAAGCAGUACCUGUCAAUCGCGGAGCGUGCCGAGUUCUCCAGCUCGCUCAGCCUGACGGAGACGCAGGUGAAGAUCUGGUUCCAGAACCGGCGCGCGAAGGCCAAGAGGCUGCAGGAGGCCGAGCUCGAGAAGCUGAAGUUGGCCGCCAAACCCAUGCUGCCUCCGGGCACUUUCGGGAUUUCCUUUCCGCUUGGGGCGCAUGUGCCCGCGUCCUAUGGAGGCGGCGGCGGCGUGCACGCAUUUCAGAGACCUUCAGUGCCCGUUUCACCCGUCGGACUGUACGCAGCAGCGCACAUGGGAUACAGCAUGUAUCACUUAGCAUGAAGCGCGUGCGAUAUUGUCAUUUUCACCCAGGGAUUUAGAGGCAUGAUAAAUCAGACGGAAAACUGGCGAGCAUAAACACUUCCACUCAUGCGCCACCAGAACCGACAACUAAGUCGCCAG
This is a messenger RNA of Ictalurus furcatus (blue catfish), 978 nucleotides long. It is a transcript of the gene msx1a, whose product is annotated as muscle segment homeobox 1a. The coding region runs from base 145 to 858 and encodes 237 amino acids. Lineage: Eukaryota; Metazoa; Chordata; Actinopteri; Siluriformes; Ictaluridae. The record is from RefSeq and is a predicted model, not a curated record. The transcript is spliced from 2 exons. Gene Ontology annotation, biological process: embryonic morphogenesis; regulation of transcription by RNA polymerase II. Gene Ontology annotation, molecular function: RNA polymerase II transcription regulatory region sequence-specific DNA binding; DNA-binding transcription factor activity, RNA polymerase II-specific. Gene Ontology annotation, cellular component: nucleus.